Fraxinus pennsylvanica is the source of this 507-nucleotide messenger RNA. NCBI's taxonomy places the organism in Eukaryota, Viridiplantae, Streptophyta, Magnoliopsida, Lamiales, Oleaceae. The record is from the annotation of a GenBank genome assembly.
AUGGAUGCAUUAGGUCUUCUCAAAAUUAGGGUUCGAAGAGGAAUUAAUCUUGCUGUACGUGAUGCAGCUAGAGGUAGCAGUGAUCCUUAUGUUAUUAUCAGCUGUGGCGCCCACAAAGUUAAGACUAGUGUUGUGAAGAGCAAUCUCAACCCCGAAUGGAACGAGGAGUUGACCAUUUGCAUUAAGGAUCUGAAUGUUCCUAUCGUUCUAACGGUGCAUGACAAAGACACAUUUUCUCUGGAUGACAACUUGGGAAAAGCAGAAAUAGACAUCAAACCUUACAUAGAAUGCUUGAAGACUGGAUUUAAAGGAGUCUCAGAUAGAAUUACAGUUGAAAGAAUUCAACCAAGUGAGGAAAAUUGCUUGUCAGAAGAGAGCUGUAUUAUCUGGAAAGACGAGAAAAUGACACAAGACAUGACUCUUAGGUUGCGAAAAAUUGAACGCGGUGAAAUAGAGCUCCAAAUUGAAUGGAUUAAUCUUCCUGGUUGUAAAGGUCUUCCCAACUGA